Molecule: messenger RNA, 675 nt
Organism: Strongylus vulgaris
Lineage: Eukaryota; Metazoa; Nematoda; Chromadorea; Rhabditida; Strongylidae
Source: the annotation of a GenBank genome assembly
AUGGUCGCACCAACCGCAGCACAGGAGGAGAAAGCCAAGGAUGAAAAAGCAAACAAGGAUGAGAAGAAGAAAACUGGCAAAGAAGAGAAAAAGGAUGAAAUGACUGAGGAAGAUAAGAAGCUAGAAGAGGAUCUCAAUAUGUUGGUCCAGCGGCUAAGUAGUCUUUGCGCAGAUAUCAUAUCAGUGUUGGCAAUGUGUUCAGAUGAAAAAAGUGAUUGCAUAAACUUUCGAAUGAAGGGCAUGCUUGAACCCAUUGGUGAUUGGGGACAUGAGUAUGUACGACAUUUGGCAAUGGAAAUGUCUGAAGAGUGGAAGCAAGCAGGUGAUGGGUCAGAAAAGAGCAAGGCUAGACGUAAUGAACUACUUGUACUUGCUCGAGAUAUAGUGAUGCAUAAUAUGAAGCAUAACGCUGAGGUGGAAGCUUGUGAUUUGUUGAUUGAAAUUGAAAGACUUGAUCUUCUUAUGGAAUAUGUGGAAGAUGUAGAUCAUCAAAGAGUAUGUCUUUAUCUACUCAGUUGUGCUCCACUGACACCUGAUCCGGACAAUAUCAUACUGAUUCGCACCGCAAAAGACAUUUAUCUAAAGUACAAACGAUACCUCGAAGCGGUACGCUGCGCCAUAAUGUUGAAUGAUCCCGUUGAAAUCAAAAACAUUUUCUCGAAGACAUCUGAUCCG